Molecule: messenger RNA, 2119 nt
Organism: Hippopotamus amphibius kiboko
Lineage: Eukaryota; Metazoa; Chordata; Mammalia; Artiodactyla; Hippopotamidae
Gene: DUSP14
Product: dual specificity phosphatase 14
Exons: 3
Coding region: 889-1485 (198 amino acids)
Biological process (GO): protein dephosphorylation
Cellular component (GO): cytoplasm
Molecular function (GO): MAP kinase tyrosine/serine/threonine phosphatase activity
Source: RefSeq, a predicted model, not a curated record
UUGGCGCUGACCGGGCCCCGGGGCCCUGGCCGGACCGGACGGCUGAGGGCCUGCGCGGCGAACCUGGUUUCUGGAAACUUUGUGCCGGCGGCCCCCACCUGCUCCCGGGCGCUUCUCGCAUCCUCUCGGCGGCGGGGAGAGGAGAGGCCCGGCGCCCGACGCAGCGCCCCUUCCUCACCGCCCGCCCCCGCCUCACUGGCUCCUGGCUCGCUGCCCCCCACCCCCACCCCCAUCCCCCGCCGGGCUGCUGUCCCACUGCGGCGACGCCUGGGCCCGGGUCCCGGCCCUCUGGUUCCUUCGCGAGCAUCCUUUCUGUUCCCCUCCCCCUCCCUGACCCCUCUGCUCCCUGGUCCAGCCAUGGCCUCCCUGCCUCCUCGCCCCGCCGCCACCGUUCGCUCGCUCCGAGCCACGGGAGCGUCGGCAGCUUUUCGCAUCUUCCAAAGGUUUCUGGUGCAUUGGUAGAAGCAACUUGACUUUCAGCAAUGCCAAGUAUUCAACUUGAGUAUUUCUCUACGGUGGUGGAUUGGUGUGCGCAGUGCUAGCAUGCCUUUUUAUUUUUCCUAAGUACCCUUGCUCCAAAGCGAAGUUGAGUUGUUUGUGUGCGAGAGGAGUUGCGUGCUGUGUGUAGCUGCCUUAAGUGGAUUGUAUCUGAUUUGUAUCCAGUCUGAUCAGCACUCACUCACUUAGGACGUUCCAGACUCAGGACUCCAGAGUGACCAGACUCCUCACAGCCACUGCAGAAGGCUGUGAUGACUCAGUAGCAUUUAAAGUACUGACAGAUACCUGUAUUUUGCAGAAAGGUGACUGUAAUUUCUGAUUCCUUGGUGGAGGAAAACAGAACACUCUGGUCUUGCUUCCAAUGAUGCAAGUGUGAUUGCUGGCGUCUUCAUGAGCUCCAGAGGUCACAGCACGCUGCCACGGACUCUCAUGGCCCCUCGGAUGAUUUCUGAGGGAGACAUAGGAGGCAUCGCUCAAAUCACCUCCUCGCUCUUCCUGGGCAGAGGCAGUGUCGCCUCCAACCGGCACCUCCUCCAGGCUCGUGGCAUCACCUGCAUUGUCAAUGCGACCAUUGAGAUCCCCAAUUUCAACUGGCCCCAAUUUGAAUAUGUUAAAGUGCCUCUGGCUGACAUGCCUCAUGCCCCCAUUGGACUGUACUUUGACACCGUGGCCGACAAGAUCCACAGCGUGAGCAGGAAACAUGGGGCCACCUUGGUGCACUGUGCCGCAGGAGUCAGCCGCUCGGCCACGCUCUGCAUCGCGUACCUGAUGAAGUACCACAACGUGUGCCUGCUGGAGGCGUACAACUGGGUGAAAGCCCGGAGGCCUGUCAUCAGGCCCAAUGUAGGCUUCUGGAGGCAGCUGAUAGACUACGAGCGCCAGCUCUUUGGGAAGUCGACAGUUAAAAUGGUACAGACACCUUAUGGCAUAGUUCCAGACGUUUAUGAGAAGGAGUCCCGACACCUGAUGCCUUACUGGGGGAUUUGAGCCACCAAAGCCUGCAUCAGCAGCCCCUCGAGCAGUACCAGCACCUGCUACACGCCGUCUGCUCCCCUCUUCACCUUUCUUUCCAAAUGGUUGACUUGGUUCUCCCUGAAGUGUUUUUUACACUGGGUGUUCACGUUUAUUUUGAGAGAGAGGGAGGGAGGGGAGGAACGUUAAGGGGAAUGCUUACAUUGCUACUAACAUUUUUAAAACUAACAUUUUGGAAUAGUGUUUAUGAAAAUCUUUAACUGGCUUUUAAUCAUUUUUAACACUUUGAACAGUUUAAUAAACUGUUUGGUUCUGCUCUGUUCUCAAUCUCAUGCCUUUUGGCAUCAUGGGAGGAGCUCAGUGCAAAAAAUCACUUUGGGCCGUGAUUAACCCUUUAGAUACAAGCUUUGCCCAAGGCUGCCGACCAAACAAAUGCUUAGGGAAUGUUGAUACCAGCGUCAGUCUCUACUGGAUCAGCCCUACUCUUUCCUUUCCAUUAUUUAGUGACUCUGUAAGUUAAAAAAACAAGCCUUUAUUAUUUAGCUGUUAAGUAAUUAUAAUGAAAUCUGCUGCAAACACCCUCUUGGAAUCAAUGUGUCCCCCAGGACUAUAUUAGCAUUAUUUUUAAUAAAUAUAUCUGCUUAACAUA